AUGGCGCGCCCGGACGCGAGGGCCGCGGCGAGGAUGGUGCUCGACGUGAACGCCGAGAUCGCGCCGAGGGACGUGAAGGGCGACCGGAGCAAGUCCGUGCUGUUCGACGCGUGCCGGCUGGCCAAGUCGCUGCUGGAGCUGCAGCCGCACAAGCGGUGGCGCGUCAUCCGCGUGGUGUGGGUGGAGAUGCUCUGCUACGCCGCGAACAAGUGCCGGAGCAACUUCCCCGCCAAGCAGCUGAGCGCCGGCGGCGAGCUGCUCACGGUCGUUUGGUUCUUGAUGGCGCACUUUGGGGUGGGCGAGCUGUAUAGGAUUGAGGCGGGGCAUGCAAGAGCUAAACUAAUUGUAGAGAAGAACUGA
Molecule: messenger RNA, 360 nt
Organism: Miscanthus lutarioriparius
Lineage: Eukaryota; Viridiplantae; Streptophyta; Magnoliopsida; Poales; Poaceae
Source: the annotation of a GenBank genome assembly